Molecule: messenger RNA, 430 nt
Organism: Mucor mucedo
Lineage: Eukaryota; Fungi; Mucoromycota; Mucoromycetes; Mucorales; Mucoraceae
Product: mitochondrial ribosomal protein L27-domain-containing protein
Exons: 3
Coding region: 51-314 (87 amino acids)
Biological process (GO): translation
Cellular component (GO): mitochondrial large ribosomal subunit
Molecular function (GO): structural constituent of ribosome
Source: RefSeq, a predicted model, not a curated record
CGGCCUUUCAAAGCUCACUUUCUUAAACUUAUCUUUUUAAAAAAAAAAUCAUGUUUGGUGUAAUUAAGUCCAUCCCCAGAGGCGCAAGCCGUAUGCCUUUGACUGCCAAGAAGGGACACAACUUUUAUAAAGGUACUGGAUCUGGUGCCAUGGGUAGACAUACCAAGAAUGGUGGAUAUUUAGUUGACUGGAACAAGGUCAGAACUUUUGUUGUUCCUGAUCUUGAGAACUUUGCUCUUGGACCUUAUGUUUCUCGCAAAACUCCUGUCGCUUUCAAAAAAACCACCAACACCAACACCACCACCACCGCUUAAAAAAUCAACCCUACCACCAAUAGAUUUAUUACCCUCCUUCUUCCCAACAAAAAUUGUGUAUAGUACCCAAAACAAUAAAAAAUAAAAAACGUAUUGCAGAACAAUAUAAAAACGUA